Messenger RNA from Medicago truncatula (barrel medic), 1220 nucleotides. Its product is annotated as ycf20-like protein. NCBI's taxonomy places the organism in Eukaryota, Viridiplantae, Streptophyta, Magnoliopsida, Fabales, Fabaceae. The record is from RefSeq and is a predicted model, not a curated record. The coding region runs from base 221 to 826 and encodes 201 amino acids. The transcript is spliced from 3 exons.
ACCCGACCCAAUCUGAGCGGUUGGAAGUAGAAUGGGGUUGACCCGAAUAGACAAUAGCAUCAAAAGCGAUACAAUUCAAGUCUGUAGGCUAUGGUCCUCUUCCUCUCUCUCCGUUUCCGGCAACAGGUUGUCACAAAUCCUCUUCUCAACAACACAGAUAGAUUAGGAGCCUGAGAACACUAAACAAUUCUGAGAAUUUCACAAUUACUGUUCAGAAUACAUGGCUUGUCAAAUGGGAUCUAUGAAUCUGCCGUCGAAAUUAUCAAUUACAGAGAAUGAAGGCUCCAAAAGAUCAUUUAUCCACAGCUGUUGUUGUCAGCCACGUUUUAGUGCUUUAACUCCAAAUGUUGGCAUGAAGCCUUUGCCUUUUUUACAAAGCCGUUUCCUGAGAAGAAGACCUGGGUGGACAGUAGCUUUUGCGUUGAACACAGAUGGAUUGUCUGGUAAUGGUGAGCAACAAAGCCUAAAUGAUUCUGGUUCCAGUUUAGGUGGCACUCGAUUGGGUAGGAUACUAAGUGCAGGUGGCAGACAACUUCUAGAUAAGCUGAAUUCAGCUAGAAAGAACUUCCCUACGAAAGUAUUCCUGCUACUUUUGGGUUUCUACACGGCAAAUGCACUAGCCACAAUCCUUGGUCAAACCGGUGACUGGGAUGUUCUGGUUGCUGGUGUUGUUGUGGCUGCAAUUGAGGGUAUUGGUAUGCUAAUAUAUAAAAAGCCACCUACUACCAGGACCGGGAGGUUGCAGUCUUUUCUUGUGAUGGUGAACUACUGGAAAGCGGGCAUAUGUUUGGGCCUAUUUGUAGACGCUUUCAAGCUAGGCAGCUAAGGUCCAGAAGCAUGUCUCUCUUGCUCUCUUCAAUUUAUUCGUCUUCCAGAAAACCAUGGUAAUUCAUAAGUGCUAAGUUACUUUUUCUUCCAAUGCUACCUUAGUUCUAUUAGUAAUGGUGCACAUGUAAUUGUUAUACAUGAAUAUCAUUGUUUAAUGAGGCAUUGUGCACAGUGUGCCGUUGCACGUGCUUCUAUGAAGUAGAAACUGUUGUAUUCUUGACUCAAUCUGAAUUCAUUCGGUUGUGCGUUGAAUGCACUUCUGUGAAGUAGAAACUGUUGUAUCUUUUACUCAAUCGGAAUUAAUUCGGUUGUGUGUUGAAUGCACUUCUGUGAAGUUGAAACUGUUGUAUUCUUGACUCAACCUGAAUUCAUUCGGCUGUACGUCUGCUUCA